AUGGAUAAUCGUAUUAUUGUUACAGAAAGAGGUUAGGAAAUUUAAAAAAGCAUAGAAGAAGAUGUUAAGCUUGAAUAAUAGAUAGCUUUGAAUAAAAAGUAAGAGUUGUAGUAAAAAGAAAAAAAUAUAAAUGAUGAAUCUUAAUCAUUCAUAUAAUAAAUGUUCCAAGCAAAUAGUUAACUAAAAAUGAUGGAAAGUGUUAGCAAAAAGUUUUAAGUAGUGAGUACUGCCAAGGGUAAAAAUGCCUAGUAAAAAAUUGUAGAUAUGUUUGUAGAAGAAAACAAUUUCAAUAAGAAAGAUAUGAGUCCAUACGUCUUACAUCAAAUAAGUAAAAUGACAGAAGAAGUAAUAAAAGGAAACUCAAAAAAAACCAGCAAUUCAAGUUCAACUUAAAACUUGUCAAUGAUGAAUAAUAGCAUAAACAAUUAAAGUUAAUAUAUAAACCCAAAUGACCUAAGCCAUACUCAUAAAAUGAUGCAAAGAGGAUCUAUAAGUACAAAAAGUAUGCACACUAAUAAAUAUGCUUCUGCUUAAAAUCUAGCCACAAAUAAUAAUUAAAACUAGAACUAAAAUGUAUCGAAUAUGAACGUUUCUACUAUAAACUAGUCUAUUUACGAUGAUUCUUAUCUGAUUGAUAAGUGCAAUGCUAUUUUACAUUGUGAAGCUAGAGUUGAUAGAAUUAUGAAAAGAUAUAAAAAAUAUUAAAAAGUUACACAAGAAAUAGAUACAAGAGUAAGAAGAGCCUGUGAUAGAAGAAGAGAGUUUUUACAAGAAGAAAAUUUAAAACCUCCUAAACGUCUUGAUGAACUCCGUAAAGAGAAUGAAGAAAUAGCCGAUAUACUUGAUAGAUCAGAUAAAUAUGAAUAAAACAGAAGAUAAAGAGUGCUAGAUACUAUGAAAAAGAAGUAUUAAAAAGUGUGGAGCACCGUGCAUGUACCAGAGCUUACAGAAAAGUUUAAAUAACUUCAUCGUAUGCACUUCAAAUAAAUAGAUGAAGAAGAAGAAAAUGAAACUUCAUAGUUAUCAAUGACUUAAUCAAAAAAUUAAACAAAAUACAGUGGAAUAUGA
Molecule: messenger RNA, 1068 nt
Organism: Tetrahymena thermophila SB210
Lineage: Eukaryota; Ciliophora; Oligohymenophorea; Hymenostomatida; Tetrahymenidae
Exons: 1
Source: RefSeq, a predicted model, not a curated record